UCCUCUCACAUUCUCUUUUCUUUCUUCUCUCCCAUAUACACACACUUUCUCUCUCUAUACCCAUUCUUCGUCUUCUACCUCGGCGACACCACUAGUAGUCACUCAAGUCGUCGAAAGGAGAACAUCAAAAAAGAUUUUCGGUGAGAAGGAUCGAGUGAGAGAUUCUUCAUCGGCUUUAGUUGUCUACACGUCUGUGCUCAUGAGCCGACGGCGACUACUGUUAUCGGCGACGAUACUCUCGUAUUUGCUCCACGGAAUGGCUCUCGUCUCCGUCGUAGCCUCCGGCGUGGAGGAGGUUAGAGAUAACGUGGAUUUGACCAAAACGACGACGUUAGCUACAACCUCUACGCAUCGGAAGAUGCUACGUCUCUCUCAUGCAGAGACGAGAGUAGAGCCGGAUAGGAUCGGAGAGAAGUGCAAGAAGUCAGACAUUGUGGUGAACCAGGCAGCGACCGAACCUAUGCCCAACGGAAUACCCGGUUACACCGUGGAGAUCACGAACCAGUGCAUGUCUGGAUGCAACAUCUCGAGGAUCCACGUCAGCUGCGGUUGGUUCAGCUCCGUUAAGUUGGUUAACCCGAGGGUUUUCAAGCGUAUUCACUAUGAUGACUGUCUCGUCAACAACGGGAAGCCUUUGCCUUAUGGCUCUACGCUCUCUUUCCACUACGCCAACACUUUCCCUUACCGUCUCGCCGUCGCAUUCGUUACCUGCUCUUGAGACCGGAUCUUUUUCUUUCUUAUAUAGGAUAAGAUGAUAGUAGAAACAUGGCGGGAGGAAAAUUAAGAUACAGGAAGUAUGAUUGAUAUUAAUCAUAUUCAUACCACACUCAUCCUCUUUUGGGUUAUUUUCUUCUCUUUAGGAUGUUAAAUGUUUUUGAGCAACAGUGAUAUAUAUAUAAAAGAAUCUAUCAACCUCCCC
Molecule: messenger RNA, 919 nt
Organism: Brassica oleracea var. oleracea
Lineage: Eukaryota; Viridiplantae; Streptophyta; Magnoliopsida; Brassicales; Brassicaceae
Product: protein TAPETUM DETERMINANT 1
Exons: 4
Coding region: 200-718 (172 amino acids)
Biological process (GO): cell fate determination
Source: RefSeq, a predicted model, not a curated record